Molecule: messenger RNA, 2224 nt
Organism: Lepisosteus oculatus (spotted gar)
Lineage: Eukaryota; Metazoa; Chordata; Actinopteri; Semionotiformes; Lepisosteidae
Gene: f2rl2
Product: coagulation factor II (thrombin) receptor-like 2
Biological process (GO): thrombin-activated receptor signaling pathway; blood coagulation; positive regulation of Rho protein signal transduction
Cellular component (GO): plasma membrane
Molecular function (GO): thrombin-activated receptor activity
Source: RefSeq, a predicted model, not a curated record
UGAAACAGGAUACAGCUUUGUCUUUGAGCCAAGCUCACACCUACUUGAAAUCGACUGCUGAGAAGAUGAAGGAGCUACACAGUGUUUGGAUUACUUCGGCAUUUGAAAGAUUCUAACAGGGUAAAGAAAUAAACAAACUUUGUAUCAACCUGCAAAAGACUUCAAAACAACGAUGACAAAACUGUUGAUUUUAACAGUGAUGUUUUUAAUAUUCAAGGUCUCUGAUCAACAUAAAAACGGUAGACGAAAUUGUAAACUACAGAACACAGCUGGAAAUGACACUGUCAACAUUCAAACAAUCAAGAGACACUGCUCCUAUGGCACUUUAACGAAUAACUUCUCAGGAAGACGAAAUCGUAAACUACAGAGCACACCGGGAGAUGACACUGCCAAUCUUCAGACAAUCAAGAGACACGGCUCAAAUGAUCAAACCAUUUUAGCGAAAGAAGGCGCAGGAAGAAGAAAUCAUAAAGUGCAGGAAACACCUGCAAGUAAGACUGACAACUUUAAAUCAUCCAACGGACAGAGGUCUCAUAAUCAAAGAACUUUAAUGAACAUCUCAGGAGGAAAACAAGAUGCACAGCAGAACACAAACGGAAAUGACACUGCCAACCCUAGAACAUUCAUGGGACAGCCCUCGCACGAUCAAAGAAGCUUAAUGGAAAACAUCACCGUUGAAAGCUUUCCUGAAUUUAUCCAGACAAAACUGAAGGUUGAGAGUCAAGUAGUCGAAUACUUCACUGGUCAGCUAAGUACUCAGAUUAUCCCAGCCUUCUACAUCUUUACCAUGAUAGUAGGAAUUCCCACACACCUCGUUACUUUGUGGAUACUUGGCAGAAAAAUCAGCACUUCCUCUACAGCCAUCUUCUACUUCAACUUGGCCCUGUCCGACUUCCUGCUGUUAGUCACCCUGAGUUUUAAAGUACACUACCAUCUCAAUGGCAACAACUGGAUAUUUGGUGAAGUCAUGUGCAAGGUGGUGACUGCCAGCUUUUACGGAAAUAUCUACUGCUCCAUUCACAAUCUCAUGUGCAUCAGCAUAAAUCGCUACUUGGCCAUAGUCCAACCUUUUAUCUACAGAAGCCUAUCAAAAAGAGCGUGCACUAUCUGGAGCUGUGUGCUGGUGUGGAUAGUGGUCUCUUUUGCCACUGUGCCGGAAUUGCUUGUCACACAAAGCUACAGUGUAUCAGAAGUCAAUAUUACCACCUGCCAUGACGUACGUCCUUCUGAGGACAGAUCCCAAACCUUCCUGUUUUACUACUACCUGGGCUUGAUUUCUUUUGGGUUUUUCAUACCCUUUGCAGUCACUACAUUCUCCUAUGUUUCAAUAAUCAACGAGCUUCACAAAUCCAAUCAAGACUAUUGUUAUUACAUUAAAACAAGCACUUUGGUUUUUAUCAUUUUCACAGUUUGUUUCACACCAAGCAAUGUCAUUUAUUUCCUUCACUACAUCAAGCUCUACUUUACCAGUCAAGAUUAUUUUUACAUGUAUUAUAGUAUUGCAGCUUGCUUGUGCAGCUUUCAUAGCUGUCUGGAUCCUUUUCUUUUCUUCUUCAUGUCACAAUCCAAAUACCUGCACCUCACUUCUGUCAGGCAGAAAUGGAAAGAUUUCAGCAACUCCACUUAAGAACUGUUUCUGAAAAGCAGACCCUACAGUAUAUAAGACUACACAGCUGAGAAAAAAGGUUCUAAACUCAUAGUGAGUUUAAUUCAAGUUCAAUCUCAAUUUACUUCCAUUUUAAUUUCAUUACAGCAAAAUAAUGUAAGCAUGUUUUGCUUAUGUGGACAUGGUUUAUUCUAUGAAGAACGAAGACCCUUGUGUAAUCUUACUGCACUUUAUUUUGCAACCAGUAAAUGAAAAGAGUUGUAGUAUAUAAGUAUUUUUAAUUUAAUUUUUGUCUAAUCUUUUAUGAAGAAUGUGACUGUUGUGAAGUAAAACAGUAUUUGCUUAAUCAUCUUCAGGAUACAUUUUUCCCAUUGAAUUUUUAUUUUGGUAGAAGAAGUUAUCAAAAAAUGUUCCUUGUAAUUUCCUGUAAUUUUGUGUUCCUCUGUAAAUUCAUCUUCUUUGUUUCUGAACAUUGUCUUUCUCUGAUAUCACCCAAACAAGAAAGAUCUGGGCUCAUGUAACCAAAUGACUGUUCAUCUUGAGGUGUCUGGUAAUAAUUUCUUCUUGUUCACCAUGAUGAAAAGCUUAUUGAAUAUAUACUUAAAUCUUUAGAAUUUU